AGAGGUCUACCUCAGCACACGUAAUGCUCCGUUCCUCCUCCACCCCCUUCACCACCAUGCCCUCCCCGUCAUCCUCCUCGACCAAGCCCAUCAAGCGCCCAUCCACGGCCUCCCACGGCGGCAGCCUCCACCAUAGCCUCACCCCGAGCAUCGGCAUCUGUGCCUCCUGCAAGAGCUCGCCGUCUGCCGCCACCCUUGACCUCCUCAUCCUCCUUCUCGUCCUCUUCUCCUGCGCCUUCCUCAUCGUUUCCUCCCUCGCCCACCUCGCCCGCUCCCUCACCGCCGUCCUUCCCCCCGCCCCCGCUUUCUUCGCCCCCUUCCGCGACGCUCCCUACCCUUACCUCGCUGGCCUCCUUCUUUUCCUCGUCGUCUCCCUUGCCGCCGCCCAUCUCUCCUGCCUCCGCCCUUGCCCCCUCCCCUGGUCCUCCCGUCGCCGCUGCGGCAACCCCCGCUGCCGAGGACUCAAGAAGGCCCUCGAGUUCGACGUCCAGCUGCAGACCGAGGAGUGCAUCCGCUCGCCGGACCCCGCGCAAUCCGCCGCAUGGAAGGAGAUCGACGAUCUCCCCUGGAAGGGCGGCCAGCAGGGGAACAAUCCCGACUACGAGUGCCUGCGUGCGGAGCUCAGGAGGAUGGCGCCACCCAACGGCCGAGCCGUGUUGCUCUUCCGCUCCCGAUGCGGAUGCCCUCUGGCGAAGCUGGAGGCCUGGGGACCCAAGCGGGGCCGGCGGCACAAGAAGGUGCCGGCAAACUUGGCCAUCGAGGGAGGAGAUCGGUGAUUACCGCCCAGGACUCGUCCACCACCAUACCCGUUACCUGGUCACAAACUUAUACUCUCAACUCUGAUCAUGUCUAAAUCAAAGACGACCUAAGCAGGGAUUCCUGUCAUCCUAUAAUGUUCAUCCGGCAUAGGAUAUUCUUCAUCCAGAUUGUUGUGGUACAUAAAUCCAUGCAACUUGAUGCAUAAUAAAUUACAUUUGCAGUA
This is a messenger RNA of Musa acuminata AAA Group (dessert banana), 982 nucleotides long. RefSeq lists its product as uncharacterized. The record is from RefSeq and is a predicted model, not a curated record. NCBI's taxonomy places the organism in Eukaryota, Viridiplantae, Streptophyta, Magnoliopsida, Zingiberales, Musaceae. The coding region runs from base 24 to 776 and encodes 250 amino acids. The transcript is spliced from 2 exons.